AUGGCGGCGCCCUUACUGAGCGCGGCGCUGUGCGGCGUCCGGGGCGGGCGGGCCUUCAGCACGGCCGCUGCGCUCUGCAAGCGGGCAGCCCCGCUCGGGCCGAUGCCCAAUGAGGAUAUUGAUGUCAGCAACUUGGAAGCACUGGAAAAAUACCGCAGUUUCACUCGCUACUUCAAGCUGGCGGAAAAGGAGAGCAGGAAGCCCCGGUGGUGGAAGACGUACCGACAGCACACCACCCCCCAGCCAGAGCCCAAGACUGACAUCAGCCUGCCACGUGAUAAGCUGCUGCGGGCAAAGGAAAUCAAGGAAAGAAAAAAGAUCCUGAGGGAGAACCACCAGAAUGCUGAGAUGGAAAGAGCAGCACGGCUCCGGACUGUGUUGAUCCCUCUCGAUGAAGUCAGAGCUGAGUGGGAGAAGACCAGUGGCCCGUUCCACAAGCAGCGUGUGGCAGAGCACUGUGGGUUAUUUCGUGACUUGUUCAAGGGGGCCACAUUCACCCCCUGGGUUACCUUGAGGGUGGAGUACAGCCAAGACAGCGAGGACCUUGUGCCAGUUUACUAUGGGAACAUCGUUACUCCGUCAGAGGCGUCCAGUCCCCCUGCAGUGUCCUAUGAGGCAGAUAAAGGAUCCCUCUGGACUUUGUUGCUCACAAAUCCAGAUGGACAUUUAAGAGACACGGACUCCGAGUACCUCCACUGGCUGGUGACGAACAUCCCAGGCAGCAACAUCAGGUCGGGUAAGGAGAUCUGCCAUUACUUGCCCCCCUUCCCUGCCAAGGGGACUGGCUACCAUCGCUUCAUCUUCCUCCUCUUCAAGCAAGACUGCCCCAUAGAUUUCAGCGAGGAUGUUCGGCCGAUGCCAUGCUACAGCCUCAAGAUGCGAACCUUUAGCACGUUUGACUUCUACAGAAAGCACGAGGAUGCAAUGACACCGGCAGGGCUGGCCUUUUUCCAGUGUCAGUGGGACAGCUCUGUUACUGGGGUCUUCCAUCAGCUUCUCGAUAUGAGAGAGCCUGUGUUUGAAUUCGUGCGGCCGCCUGUUUACCAUCCUCCGCAGGUAAAGUUCCCGCGCCACCAGCCUCUGAGAUACCUGGACAGAUACCGAGACACCGAGGAGCCCACCUACGGCAUUUACUAGGGACUUGCCCACCUCUCGAGGUGCUUUGGUG
This is a messenger RNA of Mesitornis unicolor (brown roatelo), 1168 nucleotides long. RefSeq names its product mitochondrial ribosomal protein L38 (gene MRPL38). Bases 1 to 1137 code for a protein of 378 amino acids. The transcript has 9 exons. The record is from RefSeq and is a predicted model, not a curated record. Gene Ontology annotation, cellular component: mitochondrial large ribosomal subunit. NCBI's taxonomy places the organism in Eukaryota, Metazoa, Chordata, Aves, Mesitornithiformes, Mesitornithidae.